This is a messenger RNA of Pelobates fuscus (common spadefoot toad), 1553 nucleotides long. It is a transcript of the gene UBE2U, whose product is annotated as ubiquitin conjugating enzyme E2 U. The coding region runs from base 284 to 1258 and encodes 324 amino acids. Gene Ontology annotation, molecular function: ubiquitin conjugating enzyme activity. The transcript has 11 exons. Gene Ontology annotation, biological process: proteasome-mediated ubiquitin-dependent protein catabolic process; DNA repair; protein polyubiquitination. NCBI's taxonomy places the organism in Eukaryota, Metazoa, Chordata, Amphibia, Anura, Pelobatidae. The record is from RefSeq and is a predicted model, not a curated record. Gene Ontology annotation, cellular component: HULC complex.
CAGGCUGCAGAUAGCAUUUUGUAUAAUAUCUCACAUUGAUACAUUGUAACAAGUUAUAUUACUCUGAAUUACCUGCUGCUAUAUGUGUAUCUGACAACAGGGAGUCAGACAGACAUCCUACCCAGGAAGAUACGUUUUAUACUUUUAUAUAAUAAUAUAAAUCUACUAUUAGUUCCAGGUUAUUUACUUCCAAAUAACGUCAGGAGAGAUUAUUGGAAACGCCAGAGAAGGACAAUAUUAAAGCAGCCAGAUUGUCAAUCUGUGAUUGGGAAAGGGCUGUACUAUGCACUCCAGAGCCUAUUUACUAUUAGAGAGAGAAUACCAGCAGUUACAGGAAGCUCGACUUUACGGCAUCUCUGCGACACCAAGGACUGAUCACUUGCUUGAAUGGGUAGCUGAAAUCCGAGGUCUCAAAGAUUCCCUCUGGGAAGGAUGUGUUCUCCAACUCUACAUGACAUACCCUGAGAAUUACAACGCCCUCCCUCCAAAGAUCACAUUUAAUACCAUCCCGUUUCACCCAAAUGUGGAUCAGUCAUCUGGAAUUCCUUGUAUUAGCUUUCUGGAAAACCCUGAAGAAUGGAACCCUCGUUAUACAAUGAGUACCAUACUACUGACUAUCCAGGUCAUGCUGUCCAAUCCACAAGCAGAAAAUGCAGUGAACCUCGAAGCUGCUGACAUGUGGGAGAACAGACCAUCCAUGUACCGUCAACUCACUCUAGACUGUGUAAAAAACAGCCGUCAAAUUGAAGCCAGUGUAAUCCGUGAUCCACCCAGAGUUACAGCAACACAGGAGCUUCCGCUGCCCCCAACCCACAGGAAGAUAAAGUCGGUGUCGUUUGAAGAUUAUCACAGAAACUGGACUGAGAUUGCCACAUCGAAAGUGCCUGAAAAUGUAAAGCAUGCAAAAUAUAAAGUUCCUUCCAGCGAAACGCCUGGCAGCCAAGCUUUUGUCACGAUGAAUACGAACAAACUGUACACCUCGUUCCACAUUGGGAGUUUAUACAGUAACACGUCUUCACCUCAGAUAUCAGUGAGGAGGGGUACCCCGGAAUGCCUAAUGUGCAGAUUGUCAGAUAUGCUCUGUAUGGAACCAGCAGCCCAUUUAACAAUAUCAGAAUCUGAGGUGGACAGAGAUCUUGAUCCCAAGGGGGAGAUGUCACACCGUGAAACUGGGCGAAAUACAGAACCACCGGAGGAUGAAGUGGAGAACCUGGUGGUGUGGGCGAAUACACUCAGGGUGGACUUCUUAGAAGAGUGACAUAUGUGAAAAGAAAUGAAGACUAUUGAAAUAGUGCAUUCUCAGCUGUGAACUGAUUUGUUAGCCAUGUCUAAAUGGAACUCAGAGCUCCUCUGGGGAGAUGGAAUAAAUUUCAAAUAUAAUACCCAGGAGAGACUGUAAGAUUCUGCCUGUCACAGACCCAUAGUUGUUUUUGCACUGAAGACCCAUUAGUUAGCACUCAUUUGGCACAAACUAUCACUAAAAUGUGAAUUGUUGUCAUUUUAAAGUGAAUUAGAAAUGAAUUUCAAAUUGGCCAAAAAACAAACUGGAAGAA